Messenger RNA from Nematostella vectensis (starlet sea anemone), 5577 nucleotides. RefSeq lists its product as uncharacterized. The record is from RefSeq and is a predicted model, not a curated record. Gene Ontology annotation, molecular function: protein binding. Lineage: Eukaryota; Metazoa; Cnidaria; Anthozoa; Actiniaria; Edwardsiidae. The transcript is spliced from 3 exons.
AUGGAUGAAAUAAAGCAAGAGAAAGGAGGUGAUACUUUGCUGGCAAGUUCGCAAAGUUUGGUCGAUUCUUCUAAAGACAUCUGCAACCUGCUAGAGGCCUUUGAUGAGGGAAGAAACCAAGCGAGCCAAAAUGGAGAAGCUAAGCCAAGAAGAACGUCUACAAUCCCUGUGUUGAUUGAAAGACAAGUUCCGGAAUCCUCAAGUAGUUCAAGUCAGCCGAGCAAAAUACCGGUGCGAGUAAGGAAUGAGUAUGUGGAACAUAGAGGCAGAGCAGAGAUACAUUCUCACAGACAUCAGCAUGGAGCUUUGAUCUGUCACUCAGUGGCCGGAUUACCUAGCAGCCUAAGGGUGCACUCACGACAUACACACCAGAAGACAGAUGCAACAGUCCGUGAUGAAGAUUCUGGGGCGUAUUCCAUUGCUUCUUUUAGAAGGAAAGACGAUGUUAGAAGACUCACUAAGGAUGAGGACGACAGAGACGCCAACGAGGAGGUGACACUAAAGCCUAAAGUCGUGAAUAAAAGAGACGAGAGUCUGUACAAGAUAGGUGGACAGACCUUGGACUCUUAUGGACUCACAAGAAGUAGUGGCAAAGUGGACAUAUCAGAACAAAAAAGAGAUUUAAGAGAGAUUUUAAGGCAAAGUUCUUCAAUAGGUAGUUCAGAUGGUGACCAAGAUAAUGAAGCCACUUCAGAUCAAGAUUGUGAUCCAGAGAGUGGUCUUGGUAAUCAAGGUAGCCCAGUUCCUGAUCUAAAUAGUUACCCAGAUAAUCAAGGUAGCCCAGUUCGUGAUCUAGACGAUGAACCAGAUAAUCAAGGUAGUCCAGUUCGUGAUCUCUAUAGUGACACAGAUAAUCAAGGUAGUCCAGUUCAUGAUCUAGAUGGUGACACAGAUAAUCAAGGUAGUCCAGUUCGUGAUCUAGAUAGUGACCCACAUAAUCAAGGUAGUCCAGUUCGUGAUCUAGAUAUUGACCCCGAUAAUCAAGGUAGCCCAUUUCGUGAUCUAGAUAGUGACCCUAAUAUUCAAGGUAGUCCAAUUCAUGAUCUAAAUAGUGACCCUAAUAUUCAAGGUAGUCCAGUUCGUGGUCUAGAUAUUGACCCCGAUAAUCAAGGUAGUCCAAUUCAUGAUCUAAAUAGUGACCCUAAUAUUCAAGGUAGUCCAGUUCGUGGUCUAGAUCGUGAUCCUAAUGAUCAAGGUAGUCCAGUUUCUGAUCUAGAUAAUGACUUAGAUAAUCAAGACAGUCCAGUUUGUAAUCCACAUCAUGCCUCAGAUAUUCAAGAUAGUCGAGUUAAUGAACAAAGGAAUGCAACACUCACUGAUCAAUCUGGUGACGAUCAGAGUGAUGACGACACUACUACGUGCAUAUCAAUGAGCUUGGAUGUUCCGUUAGAAGAUGUGGUCAGGGCUCGUGGAGUGUGUAAUGACAAUCCUGGCGAAAAGAAAAUAUCGAUUGGAAAAACAAGGACCACUAUGCAAGAAAGUCAUUCCGAUGUCACUGAUAUAUCACUGAGUUUGAUAAAAGCUGAUUAUAUGGAGACUCUUCUGGGAGCAAAUACUGUUAUGAACAGAACUCCGACUUCAAACUAUAGCAAUUCAGAGGAAACAGGAAAACUUCAUGAAAAAGGACUCGAAUCUAACGAUAUACGCAGUAUAUCAAACUCCUCUGGUAAACUUUUAUUACGAGAAAGCGUCUUCCAGAGACGUGAGGGAUUCAAGACCGCAGAAGGUAGCGAGGCUCGUAAACAGGAUGAAAGACGUUUUAGGCUUCACCAAAGCAGCAGUGAUUCAAACGUGUAUUUUAGUCAAUGUUGUAAUGACAAACCUCCAAUGAAGCCGCUAGCAGAACAACCGAUAGAUAACGAAGACAGAAUUAAACCGGUUAUAGAGGCGCUAAGAGAUAGCCAUCCGUGCCAAAGCUCUGUGGAGAAGAGAUUUCUGGACCAGAAGUUGAUUUCAUCUGUGAUCCCACCUCUUGGGCAAAAUAAGAAUAUUGCUGAAGCCAAUGGUGUCAGGGUACUCAACAGAACUCCAGACCUAGAUGGGGCGGAUAAGCAGAUUUGUUACUUGCACUACACCACCUGUGACACUACAGCAAGUAUUUGCGACUUUUGGUGUAAUGCAGAAGAGGAGAUCAAAAUGGAGCCACAAAACAAGGAUUUAAAUAAAAGGAUCGACAAAUCAAAUAUGGGGAGUUUGUCUGCUGAUAUUUCUCUUGAAUGUCCUGAUAGAAGGAAACAGUCGGUAUCACCUGGCACUGACGUGGUCUCAUAUCACUCGAUGAAGACAAAAAAGCACAUCACUGUUCAAAAUCACCCUGAUAAAUGGCGGCAGUCACCGCCGAAGAGUGUAGAAGAAAAUAGAAGUGAACAUCAUAAGAUAUUAGACUUUCCAUAUUUCGAGGAUAAAAGUAGCGAGGAUAAAUGUUCUGGAAUAAUACCAUCAUCUUCGGGGAAGAUACCACUCGGUGGUAGAAGCGCAAGUGAAGUCCUACUCAUUGAUAACUUUAUCGGGAAGGGUGCCUCAGGGCUAGUCGAUGAAAGUGAACUGUUAAGACACGACUUUGGCGCUGAUUUGACAGAAAGUGAUAGUGAGAUCAUCAAUGAGUCCAUUUGUAGAUACAAAAAGGAAAUUGGGAUGCUAGAGAAAAUUUCCGAUAUUCAUGAACUUUUGGAUGUAUCGUUCCGCUCGAUGAAGAAAGAUAAGCCGCAUAUUACAUUUGGUGAGGAUGACAGUGCAUCGUCCCUACCUUCCGUUAAGAUAGGCUUGUCUAGAGAAGAUAGGCUUGUUCUAGAGAACGCUAAAAAAAAGACGGUUUUCCAAGAGGACACGUUCCUGUGCCAACCAGCAAGGCAAGCAGAGAAAAUGGCAUAUGCUGCACAAACAUUUAACCAAGAUGUUGAUUUGAAUCGUGAAGGCGUAAAACAUGCUCUUAGGAAUAAGCACUGUAGUGAUCCAUGUGGUGGUUCAUCCCCUGCCACUGAGGCCUUUAAUGGUAAGCCAUUUCACAGAACGAUUACGCAGGAUACAGCGUUAAAGAGCGUACCUGCAAGUGGAAACAGUCAAUCAAGUCCUGAAUGGGACCCUCAAGAUGGCGUGUCACACUUGUUGCUGCCCACAAAAUGCAAAGGUUCUAAAAGCAACCAAGUGACAGAGCGAUUGGAAAAUCAGAGACUGUCUGUCUAUAAAGAUUUAAGGCGCGGAAAGAUGACUAAGCACGGAGCAUGCGCAGAUAUUGAAAGUGGCGGAAAUAGUACAUACAAGAUCACACUUCAUAACGUGUGCCAGAGACCACCGGUCUUACAAGAAGAGUCGAGGUACACAGAGAUGGCCAAGCAAGGAGCCAGAAAUCUCGAGAAUGACUCCAUGUCACAACAGCCUGCCGUUUGCCUAGAAGUAACCGAAAGAGCUUCUGCCGUUUGCCUAGAAGUAACCGAAAGAGCUUCUGCCGUUUGCCUAGAAGUAACCGAAAGAGCUUCUGCCGUUUGCCUAGAAGUAACCGAAAGAGCUUCCCCAAGAGCAUUAAACUUGGACCAUCAGGGUUUUUAUCAAUCAAAUGCUUCAAUUGCAAAUGAGCACCCCUCUUGUGGACAGAAAAGUUUGUAUCGUGGACGUUGUUACGGAAUCCAUUACAGCUCAGACGAUAGGCUUUAUCAUCGUAAAGCACAACCUCAUUCCAGUGACUGCGCUCAACUCCAUAGUUUUCAGUAUGACGAUCAUGGCCAACAUAGACGAGAUGAACCGAGUAAAGAUUUCUCCAAAUUAAUUUACAAUUUGCAAAAUGACUUGUGCGGCAGACAAGUACAACGCGUCGGUACUUGGAAUCGCCAAGACCCUCAGGAACAGAUGGAGAAUGAUAUUCGUAUAAAAGUGUCUCCUGAGCUUUCAGCCAUACAGAGGUCAUCUUCACGGGGACAGGUUUUGAAUCCACCUGAAAGUAACAAAUGGAAUUUAAACGAAUGCGCCAUUCACGUGAUCACUGUCCCGCUGUCACGUGGUUUGAGGAUAUUGGUGAAAGAAGGGUCGAAUGGAGUCAUGGUCAAUGCGGUAUUGGAGGGAGGUGACGCUGGUUUGGAUGGACGUCUUCUGCCGGGGGAUCGUCUGUUAGCCAUCGAUGAACAUCAGCUGGAUGCCCUUCCGAUGCAACACGUCAAGUCGGUGCUAUGUAAGCUUACGCGGGCCAUUACUAAUAACAAUUAUGCGGUGAUUCGCUUUGAGAGAGACAUGUUUGAUAAUGUUUUCAAUAGCAGCCUAUACGUGACGGAUGACUCGCUUUGUCAGAGCAUAACGCUACCGAAUCUACUAGAAGAUGGAGGUGGUACGGCUGAUGAAGUACUUUCAAAAGACUACCUGACCCAGUGUGUGCAAGAGGACUUGUACCCGCCUAUGCAGUGCUCUACCCCUGAUGCUAGUAAAAGUGAAGCAUCUUGGAAGUUAUCUCGGAAUCCAAUGGCGGAAAUAAUGACUAUACCAGGUAAAAGUUCAGCUUGUUUUACAAACACGUCUUUCAACUAUCUAGGAAACUCACUCACACUUCAGCCAAAUAAUAGGGUGGAUCUGUCCAGGAUGGAGUCGGCCCUUUCGUUCCUGGGGCUUGAUCUCACAGAAAAUCAAAGGCUUGAUUGGCGGUAUAAGCUUGGUAUAGAUGCUGACAGCUAUGUAAACUAUCAAGAUUUUGUGAAAAUGAUAAAGGAUAUCAACGAUAAUACGUUUCGGAUAAAGGAGACUUGUAAAACACUUCCCACCCAAUGUGGAACACCAUCUUCACUACCAGACACCGUCCCUCAAUGCUUUGGAAACUGUGUCCCUAAUGUCCAGAUCCAGACGCUUCUUACCGAAAAGGACCGGAUAAAAGACGAAGUGAGUGUCCUUAAGAAGAAGCUAAAUGAGAAAGCCGAGGUGCUCCAGGGGGUACAAGAGGAGUUAGCAAAUGUGAGAAGGGAUCUUGUGAAAGCAAAAGAAAACAGGAUGACACUACACAGGAAGGUGGCCAGAGCGGAAACUUCCAAAAGAAACACUCUAGCAGUUUCACACGAUUAUGAGUCAGCCAUUAAGAAACUUGAACUGAAUAUUGCAGAGUUGAAAGAAGCAAACGUACCAGUAACCUCGACGGUGGUGCAAAAAUGCCAAGACGUCCAAAAACAGAUCAACAAACUUGUUGCCCGAUUACGUCGCACGGAGAAACGCAGACAGAACUACUACAUCGCCACUCAGAAACUCAUGGCGUUUGCACUCAAUAUUUACGAAGUUUUAAAAGACGAUCCACUUACGCGGAGAGAUAGCAUACGUAGUGUACCUUCAGAUCAUACUUAUCAGUCUGUCACUGGAGGCAACCUAGCUCCUGGUAUACACAAGACGAGUGACAAGAGACAGAGGUUCAUCCUGAAUGAAGCCAUUAAAUCGAUCAACGCCGCUCGCAGCUUAUUGUCUGCAGAGCCCCUUCCCUUAGGGUAGGAAGAAGCAUAUACAGGAGUAGGCACGAAGUACUUCAUCAAUCAUCUGGACAACAUCAUGGAGAUGCCCUCAUGUCACGGAGUGCAAGGGAGGCUCUCAUGGAAAGAAAGGGUAUCAUAGAUGAAA